GCUCUAUUUGCCGCAAAAAUCCACAAUCCGUGCGCUUUUUUAAGGUCAAAUGCGUCGAUCCGAAAACUUAUUCACCCCCCUCUUUAUAGGUGUUGCAUAGGUAAAAAGUAACCCAAAUCACGGUCAUUAGAAAUAGGCUGGGAAUUGUGUAGAAUUGCGAAAGUUAAAGUGCAAGCACUUGAGCGCUUUCCCCAGUAAUCUUGGAUAGUCACUGGAUAAUCUGGAAGCCUAGGGUCAGUAAAAGCCUCAAAGACACACAGGUUCCUUUAACCAUUCGGGUCAUACCUUUUUCAACAAAAGAAAGCGGGAUCUCUAAAUACGUUACUGUUAUCUCUAACAUUGACGCUCAGAGAUAAAUUAGCGAUAAUAUCUCAUCAGUCGUUCCCGUCGACCGAGUCGGGAGAUUCGUCAAGGUACGCCCAUGUCAUGCCCUCGUUACGCCCCCGCAAGAGUCUUAUUUUGUGAGGUCACAUGACGAGCGAUCGAUCGUACCUGAAUAUUUACAUUGGAUCCAGACGGUGGCAGUAUCAGAUCGCUCGCUGCUUCCAAGAGCGUAAGACGUAGACGUUGUUUGGCGCGUAGACGAAGACGUAGUCUGGCUGUCUCUUCCAACAGCAUUUUCUGGUGAUCGAUCUGUGUCGCUUUGAAAUCGGACCUGGUUUGACCGUUAAACACUGUGCCGAGAUCGGGCUUGAAUACGCUUGCGUUUUCUUUCGGUUUUGAGCACUCUCUUGUCGCAUCUUUCUUCAAUCCAGGCCUUGAUAUGCAUCGUGUUGCGGGAGCAGUGUUUUGUGUACUAACUGUAUCAUUGUGGAGUGGGAUUUGCGCCUUCGUACCUCUUCCAGAAGAAAAUAUGAACGUAACUGAGUUGAUUUCAUACAAUGGCUACCCUGCUGAACAAUAUAAUGUAAUCACAGAAGAUGGUUACAUAAUCAACAUUCAGAGAAUUCCUCAUGGACGACAACAAAGUUACUCUGCUGGUCCUAAACCGGUUAUUCUGGUUCAGCAUGGGCUCCUGUCUUCCUCUUCUGACUGGGUGUCAAAUUUACCAAAUGAGAGCUUUGGUUUUAUUCUUGCUGAUAAAGGAUUUGAUGUGUGGCUUGGCAAUGUUCGUGGAAAUACCUAUGGUUUACACCAUGUCAAUCUCUCAGUGGAUUCAGAUGCAUUCUGGGAUUUUAGCUGGGAUGAAAUGGCCAAAUAUGAGCUCCCAGCUAUGGUUAACUUCAUUCUCAAGAAAACAGGGCAGUCAUCGCUAUACUACGCUGGCCAUUCACAAGGAAGCCUUAUGGCUUUUGCAGAGUUGUCAAGAAAUCAGCUUUUGGCUAGCAAAAUAAAGGCUGUGUUUGCUCUGGGACCUGUUGCUUACUUGGGUAACAUGAAGAGUCCACUGAAGUAUCUGUCAGAUUACCUUCCAGAACUUGAGGAUAUUUUCAAAAUAUUUGGAGUACGCGACUUCCUUCCCUCUGAUGAAAUUUUGCAUUGGAUGGCAACACAUGUUUGCGGGCCAGAUGAUCUACGAGUGUUUUGUUCCAGUGUGAUAUUUCUUAUAUCUGGAUUUGAUGUCCCGCAGUUAAACAUGACCCGACUUCCUGUGUAUAUAGCUCAUACUCCUGCUGGGACAUCAGUGAAGAAUAUGGCACACUUUGCUCAGUUGUACAAGUCCAAGAAGUUCCAAAUGUAUGACUAUGGCAGUCCUGAGAAGAACAAGGAACAUUAUGGCAAUACCACUGUUCCACAGUACAAUGCAUCAGCUGUCAGCGUACCUGUUGCACUUUACUGGGGAGGAAAUGAUUGGCUAGCAGACCCUGACGAUGUGAAGAUUUUAAUGCAAAAGCUUCCUAACAAGUGGUAUAACAAAUACAUUAAAGCAUGGGAACAUUUGGACUUCAUUUGGGGUUUGGAUGCAGGGCCACUUGUCUAUGAUGACGUCGUUAAUAGGAUUAUCAAAAUUGAAAAUGGAUCAUGACCUGCACACUGGGAGUCUAAACAGAUGAAGAAAUCUUACUGUGCCUUCAUAUUGAACAUGCAAACUCAGAAGUUAUAACUUAUCGUACAAAUUAUUUUACACUGCUGUCAAUAUUUAUCUUGGCCAAGGUCUCCAGAAAGGGAAGUUUAUUUCAGCUGGCAUCAAGAGGCUAUGUCCUUUAGGUGUUGGAUGUUGUUGUAAGUUAAUCAUGUAUGAGAGCAGCUCGUUGGUAGUUGAGUUUAUAACUUUUGAGUUCAUGUGUUGUUGAAAGGUGCAGCAAUGAAGAUGUAACAAUGGUAUUGUUAAAAUGGAAAAGGAACUAGGAUCAUCCUGGAAAUGCAUACAAAUGUGGGAAUUUUUUACAAGCUUACAAAUAUAAUCGUACCUUAAUGUACAUUUUUUUUUUAGGAGAGUAAAUUUUGUUUUAAAAGCAACUGGAAAACAGGGUGAUUUGUGAAAAUUUAUUUGCAAUUAAAUUGUACUCACUUUCAGUGUUUUGAUUUAAGCAUGUACUAAGGAGAAAGUAGCAAUAUUUUAUAAGGUACACCAUAAAGUUACAUUUAAAAAAAAAACAUUCUAAAGAAAAAGAGAAUUAGUGAAUCCAAUUUUUCGAACUACCUAGGCCAACGGAAAUUGGAAAAAUCAGGGGUAAUUUUGUCAUAACCCAUUUGCAAAAUAAACUUAUGGAGGAAAAAAAAAAUAUUAGAAUGAUUGGUAGGUUUGAAAAAUUGGGAUUCCACUGUACCUCAAAAUAGCAGUAAGGUAUUCUAUUUUGUUGAGGAAGAAAGCAGGGGGGGAGCAGAAGAUCAUAUCAGAUUAUCUCCAAGAGAAAAUUAAUAUGGUUAUUCAAAGGAAACCAACCCCCACAGAAGUGUCUUUUGUAAAGGUUGGUUUCCAUGUUGAUGAACUCCCCUCAGCAUAAUUUACACUGCUCUUUCAAGUCCAGCCUUGUUCCUCCUCAUUUGGAAGAGGAGUACAGGCUCCUUUCCUGAACAGAGGUUGUAAUCCAGUCUAUAAAUCUCUGGAGAGUCAAGCAGCUUUCUUGUGGCUUGGUUAAUAUCCACCACUAUUCACACUCACUUCAGUGAAUUAUGGAAUUGUGAAAAUUUCCUCGACUUGGCAAUGAUUCUAGUUAUGGAGCAAGACCAUAGGCACUUUUUCUUUAUGAAUGAGACAAACAGAAAUGGGAACAUCUGUUUUAAUAUAAUUAUGUGAAUUAUAGUCAGACUUAUGUGAAGUGUGAUUUGAUCUGUGUUGUCUGAUGAAGAGGAAACACGCUAGUCUCUCCAGUUUUGUUCUAGAAGGUAUAAAAUAAUGACAGCAAUUGAUAAUUAUAAUAAUUUAUAAGGUGCAGAUUUCCAUAUUUUUAAGUUGUAGAAAAUACAAUGCUCUCUUAUGUUUAUUUAUCAGUUGUAGUAGUUUUAUGCUUUUGAUAUUCAUUUUCAAAUGUAGUAGUUUUCUCUGCUUUAUAAUCAACCAGCACAUUGUGAAUAAAACUACACAAUAACUGCAA
This is a messenger RNA of Orbicella faveolata, 3479 nucleotides long. Its product is annotated as lysosomal acid lipase/cholesteryl ester hydrolase-like. Gene Ontology annotation, biological process: lipid metabolic process. NCBI's taxonomy places the organism in Eukaryota, Metazoa, Cnidaria, Anthozoa, Scleractinia, Merulinidae. The record is from RefSeq and is a predicted model, not a curated record. Gene Ontology annotation, molecular function: hydrolase activity, acting on ester bonds.